Molecule: messenger RNA, 959 nt
Organism: Lathyrus oleraceus (garden pea)
Lineage: Eukaryota; Viridiplantae; Streptophyta; Magnoliopsida; Fabales; Fabaceae
Product: probable sarcosine oxidase
Exons: 2
Coding region: 1-642 (213 amino acids)
Molecular function (GO): flavin adenine dinucleotide binding; sarcosine oxidase activity
Source: RefSeq, a predicted model, not a curated record
AUGAUUCCUGGUAAAGAUGUAGCAACAUUUUUUAAUUUGAGGACUGGAAGAGUAGCUUGCUGCAGCCGGAAUCCAACUGGGGCGUUUCAUGCAGCCUCUGAAAAGAUUACCGGUGUUCAACUUCCGAUUCAGCCUCUGGAAACUCUUGUUUGUUAUUGGAGGAUAAAGGAAGGAUAUGAAGGGAAAUUGUCAAUUUGGGGCGAGUUUCCGACGUUUGCUAGCUUGGGUAGGGUUUGUUUGUAUGGAUCUCCGAGUUUGGAGUAUCCGGGUUUGAUUAAAGUGGCGGUUCAUAGCGGUAACCCGUGUGAUCCGGAUAAGAGACCGUGGGGUUCUGGUGUGAUGAUGGAUGAGAUGAAAGAGUGGAUUGAAGGGAGAUUUUGUGGGUUGGUUGAUUCAACCGAGCCUGUGAUGAAACAGUCUUGUAUGUAUUCAAUGACACCGGAUGAGGAUUUUGUGAUUGAUUUCUUGGGUGGUGAGUUUGGGAAGAAUGUGGUUUUGGGUGCAGGGUUUUCGGGUCACGGGUUUAAGAUGGCUCCGGUUAUUGGGAAGAUAUUGACUGAGCUUGCGGUGGAUGGGCAAACUAAUGAAGUUGAUUUGAAGCAUUUUAGGAUUGGAAGAUUCAAUGCGAGUUCCAAGCUUUAGGUAACUUUCUUGUCGUUGAAUUUUGUUAUUGAAAUUUAAGAUUAUGUUUUUGGUAGCGGAUUGCAAUUGGAGUCUGCAUAUGUAUUAUUGUAUUAAUGAAAAUUUGAAUGCUCUCUUGAAAUCAUGCUGGUAGUAACUCGCAAUUGAAUUAAAAGUUUUAGGGAUUAUGAAGAAUACAAUAAGUUCUCACAGGUAGCAUAGUUUUUAAGGAAUAUGUAACUGAAUUAUCUGUUGAAUUCCUUGCUAUUUGAGGUGUUUCUUGUUCCAAGCUGAUGAGGGCUUGUAUGAGUAUGGAAGUUUGAAAGUUUUUUCACGAA